AGCUGCCGGUCGGUGGGCGGUGAUAGCGGAGCUCAGACCCCGAUCAAUAAAGGGGCUCCGGCACACUGACUCCAUCAGAACCUUCUGCGGGUCUUCAGCUUCCUGUGUGGUUUGUUUUCCUUUGAGCGCCUGUAGAAGAUGGAAACCGUGCAGAGGAAACCUAUUCGCCUCAUCGUAGCAGUUUGCAAUGGCAAUGGGAUCGCGAAAGAUGGGCAGUUGCCCUGGAAUCUACCAUCUGAAUUCCAGUUCUUUUUGAAGACUGUGACGACGGUGUCAAGACCAGGAAAGAUGAACUUCUUGGUCUGGGGCAAACGGACCUGGCAGUCUCACCCAGAAACUACACUCCCGCUGGCCAAUACUCUGCAUGUGGUUCUGAGUACAGAACUGAAGACGGUUCCAGAUCACGCCCAUUUCUUGAGCCAAGACUUUGAGAGUGCUGUCCACCUGGCUUCACAGCCCCCUCUCGCUGACCUGAUUGAGACCAUCUGGAUUAUUGGUGGGACGCAGGUCUACGAGGAUGCGUUGAAGCACCCGUGGUGUGACUUGGUUUACCUGACAGACGUCAUGGCAGACUUUGAGUGCGAUGUUUUCUUCCCUGAGUUUGACAGAGGACUGUUUAAACUACUAGAAAAUUUCCCCGGGGUACCGAGUGGAAUUCAAGAGGAGAACGGCACCAAGUACAAAUGCCAAGUAUUCAAGAGAGAGACUGGUGACACAGUGUAAACAACUAAUAGAGUAAAUCAAUGCAUCCUCAGAAAACACUUGCAAACAUUCUUUGCUGAGUCAACUCCUGGAUAGACUGUAGAGUCAUGCUAAAACCCAAACCCAAAGUGUAUCAUUGUAUUUUUAUAAAAGCAAGCAAAGGCAACACUUUCUCUUGUCAACACUCUGUAAUACAGUCAUUGAGCAUUCCAGCUAGUGUAAAUAUGACCUUUGUAAUCCAUGAAGCAUUUGAACCAUUUGACAUGAAAACACUGUGAGCACAGACACUUUCACCACAUUCCAGUUUUAUCUCCAAGUAUUUAUGUGUAUUUACUCUUUAUUUUAUAGAAUUAUUUUCAUUGCUGUUUGAUUGUGAUCGGUUCUGGUAUGUGAAAAACCUCCUGCCACCUACUGCUGUCACCUUGUCACUCGUCAGCGUUCCCAUCUCGUCCUCCUCCUCAGUAAUAUUGCAGCUGCUCGGAGAAUAUGCUUGUCAGUGAGUCAGUCAGCGGCCUACGUCAAUGACAGCCUGUGCUCUGGGUACCACAGCGGAUCUGGUCUUUUCUAAGCCAACAUGACAGAUGCCAGUUUAUAAAGUGACAAGUAAAUGACCCUUCUGGUUUGCUUUGAUAAUAUAAUGGCUAUCUUGUUAUUUAAAUAAAUAUGGAGAAAUGUUA
Molecule: messenger RNA, 1379 nt
Organism: Dicentrarchus labrax (European seabass)
Lineage: Eukaryota; Metazoa; Chordata; Actinopteri; Moronidae
Product: dihydrofolate reductase
Exons: 6
Coding region: 139-723 (194 amino acids)
Biological process (GO): folic acid metabolic process; glycine biosynthetic process; tetrahydrofolate biosynthetic process
Cellular component (GO): mitochondrion
Molecular function (GO): NADP binding; dihydrofolate reductase activity
Source: RefSeq, a predicted model, not a curated record